Molecule: messenger RNA, 4142 nt
Organism: Blastomyces gilchristii SLH14081
Lineage: Eukaryota; Fungi; Ascomycota; Eurotiomycetes; Onygenales; Ajellomycetaceae
Product: MFS transporter, variant 1
Exons: 2
Coding region: 1039-2217 (392 amino acids)
Biological process (GO): transmembrane transport
Cellular component (GO): membrane
Molecular function (GO): transmembrane transporter activity
Source: RefSeq, a predicted model, not a curated record
UGACAUCAAAGCAGAAGUGGAGCUCCUUUCGCAUACUCAACAGGCUGGGGUCGUUCGUGGAUCUUUAAGAAUUUGGUACAUAGUUGCAUUGUCAGCGGGAGAUGUCAUUCGAAGGCCGGGAUGGCGAGUGGGGCUUGCAUGGAACGGCAAAAAAGAAAAGAGAGAGAUUCUCUGGUUUCGACUUGCUUUAAAAAACUGAUCUAUCUCGGUUUCUACCAUGUGCCAACUUCCAACUUUUCCCCCAUCAACCGGGGGAGGAAUUGCAUCAUCCCCAGAAUUUCUAAGCCAAUCCUGACGUCCUGAGCCCGUCCAUAUUUUCGUAAGCUCGCUGAUGGCCGUAACACACACAAAAAAGAACUCUUCGAGGCAGCUUUGGAGGGGUAUAUAACCUGAUCGUUUUUCAACGACUGAAUAUAUGCGUUUGAUAUAAACUAUCUGUCUGUUGCUGUCUCGUUCCCCCUCUUCUCGUUUUAUACGCCCCUGGUCGGUCGCUGAUAAUUGAGCCGUCAGCUUUUCCAUUCGACUUUCCAUCCCGAUAUAUAUAUAUUCGAUUUGCCAACUGGCUCGGCGAACAGCGAGAUGGGCUCCGCUCUUGAUCAGAAAGAUGGCGACCUACAACCUCCAGCAUAUACCGAAAAUGCAAUACCUAAAGACCCCGAAACCGCACGUAUAGAAACAGCUCGAGAUGUAGCAGAAAGAGGCCAAGCUGCUACGGACCAGUAAAUAUAUCCAUCCAAUUUUCAAGAAAGGGUUGUUUUUGUCUUUUCUUUCUCACUUUACGCGGGUGACGUAUAUAGUUACGGGCGCUCGCUGGUACAAUUUGACCGAGCUGCCGAAGCCAGACUUCUCUGGAAGAUCGAUUUGUUUAUCGUCCCUACCGUCGCUCUUCUGUACCUUUUCUGCUUCAUUGAUCGCGCAAAUAUAGGCAAUGCGAAGCUCGCAGGCCUGGAGAGAGACCUUAACCUGAAAAACUAUGACUAUAAUACGGUGCUCUCGAUAUUUUACGUCUCUUACAUCGUUUUCGAAAUCCCGUCCAACAUGGCCUGCAAAUGGAUAGGUCCCGGAUGGUACAUACCAGCUAUCUCGCUAGGUUUCGGAAUCACUUCCGUAGCCACUGCUUUUGUGAAUAACAUCCAUGAAAUCUGUGGUGUUCGUUUUGUCCUUGGUAUUUUUGAGGCCGGCAUGCUACCGGGGAUUGCCUACUACAUGUCCAGGUGGUACCGGAGAAGCGAAUUGACAUUCCGCUUGUCUCUAUACAUCGUAAUGGCUCCCCUUGCCGGCGCCUUUGGUGGACUUCUUGCCUCUGCGAUUCUGAAAUUAUCCAACUUCGGUAGCCUUCAUGAAUGGAGGAUGAUAUUUGCAAUAGAGGGCAUCAUCACAUGCGGAGUCUCUCUGAUUAGCUUCGUUACUUUGACUGACCGCCCGGCGACUGCUUUUUGGCUUACCCAGGAGGAGAAAGAUCUCGCCAUCGCCCGUGUCAAAUCAGAGCGUGUCGGAGCCACUGAGGUCUUGGACAAGUUGGACACCCGCAAAACCCUGCUUGGAAUUUUCGGCCCUGUCACUAUGGUCACCGCAUUUAUAUUCCUUCUGAACAAUAUUACCGUUCAAGGCCUUGCAUUCUUCGCCCCAACAAUUGUCAAAACAAUAUAUCCUGACGACAGCGUCGUAUCCCAGCAACUCCAUACCGUGCCUCCUUACGUCGUCGGGGGAUUCUUUACUGUCCUUUUCCCUUUCCUCAGCUGGAAAUUCAACCGCCGAUUGAUAUUUUUCAUCCUCAGUGCACCAUUGGUGAUGAUUGGGUACAUCAUGUUCCUUGCCAGCGACGACUCUAAAGUUAGAUAUGGUGCGACUUUCGUCAUCGCCAGUGGUGCAUUUUCGCUCGGCGCUCUUUCCAACGCCAGUGUUUCUGCAAACGUCGUUUCAGACACGGCUAGGUCCUCUGCAAUCGGCACAAACGUUAUGUUUGGUAACAUCGGUGGGUUGAUAUCAACGUGGUCGUUCCUGCCUUUCGAUUCUCCGGACUAUCAUAUCGGCAACGGCCUCAACUUAGCCACGUCGUCAACUAUUCUUAUUUGUUCUAUCGCUUUGGUCUUUUGGAUGCACUUGGAUAAUAAGAAAAGGGAUAAGGAAAAUGUGGAAGUAAAACUAGCAGGUCUCAGUCAAACGCAGAUACAGAACCUUGACUGGCGCCAUCCUGGUUUCCGAUGGAAGACAUAAGUUCGUUUCCUAUGUAAACUAUACCAGUGAGCAGCUAACUAGCCUUAGGGGCAGUGAGUUUUCUUCUUUUUCUCAACAUUGGAUACCCAUGGUUCUAUAUUUUUGCUGCACAUAUCAUAUUAUUACUAUUUAAAAAUUAACCUCUAAAUCUCCUAUUUUGUUGGAAUUUCCUGGAAAGAUUCGAUCAAACCAAAUAUUUAUUCAUUACUCCGUACUCAUAUUCUAAUUAGGUUGCCACGCUCUCUUCUCAUUUUUCUCUGAAACACUGAAAAUCUGCCUUUCAUUCCUGCAACACUAUCAAAAUCCAAAUAAUAAACCCUUCCCUGACAGCUUGCAUACACCUCAAUUCAUCCGCCGAAGUUCACCUCCUACGGGCAUGGCUGCCCGUUUGUAUUCCCGCAAUAAUUCGUAUCCUCACAUUUACUCCCACAACCAUAAUCGGUAUAAGUUGUUGGAGUAUUCUGUUCCCACGAGCGCAUACACUCCGUCACGUCGCCAUCACCCCAAUUGCAUCGCUUUCGCUCAUACCCCAUUGUGCGAACCAUCUGCUGCUGGGUCCACACAGUAUGACAACCCUUGUCAUUCCAGGUACAUGUCGUCGUCGAGGAUGCAGUGUAGCAUUCUGAGUCCUCGAUGGAUGAGGAAAACUCCACGGCAGAACUUAGCCCGGGCACGAUACCCUUGGACACGGCAACGUCUAUUUUCCACCCUAUUGAGACGCUGACUGUUUCACUGCGUGAUUGGCAUACUUGGGUCCCGUUAAGGUGUGAGGUAGAGCACAACUGGGUGCCCGUGCAGUAAAUGUUGCCGGAAGAUUUGACCCAGGGUUUGUACCUAAAAAUUUUGAUAUUUUUGUCAGCAUUGCCCUGUCUAUAAUGGGUAUCAGUGGAUGGAGCGCAUAUUAUUACCACACACUCGCUUCUACAGCGAAGUAGUCAUGCCAGCAUUUGCGCACUCUGGGGAACUUAUAUGGACGUGAAAUCUUGUCGGAUUCGAUGUAUACGCCUUGUCCGUCCUGGUAGGGUCCGUCGUAAUCACGGUCGCUAUCACAUUCUUUCACGCCACGCUUUGCCAGCACCGAGCGAGUCGAUGAUGUCGGCAUGGCAAGGCCAUCCUGAAUGAGGCCAAAAACUGCGAACGCGGCAGAAAGGAUAAAUGAGGUCCGCAUGGCUGCUUGUUUCUCAGAUUGAUAGAAGGUGGGUUGUCUUCGUGAGCUUGCGAACGAAGUAAAUGGAGGAUCGCUGUGAUUGAACUAACUAUCCUUGGUCGUUUCUUUCUUGCUUGUCUCGCCUGGAUCAUGAGAGUUCAACAAAAAAAAAAUACUCUCCAUUACCAAGGGGAGUGAGGACUUUUUAUAUUCCAAUCGAACCAUCUCCCUCCGCCUCCCAUUUGCUAUCAAAACUCGAGCUUCAGCCUUUCUCAACACUUCCUUCCUCUUCACCAUUCUCUAUACAUCCCUUGAGGCUCCCAGCGAGUAAUGUUCAUCACGAAAAUGGUAGGGGCAGUAAAAUGUAAGCCCGGUGAAAGCCAAUUCCAAAAUUAGACCUAUGUCCCGUUUGGUAAAUAGCGUCUUCAGACUUCAACCCCCUAAAUAAAACGUUCAGCCGGUCGAUUGGCCGGGCUGCACGGUAUUUAAAAAUAUAAACCUGCAGACUAUAAGCAGUCAGGGUAGGGGGAUCGUAGAUCGGCAGUCCGAGAGGGCACGUGGAGGGUUCGGGGUGCAUUUGAGUCCAGAAUACUUCGUCUACUUCGCAAAUGGUUCUCCAGCCUUUUAGCCCCCAUGCAGAAUAGGUUUUGUCGCAGUCAAGAGGAUUUACUAGAAGCGGAAUAGACCGUGGUUUGUUACGUUUCUCCUGCAUAAUUCUUCUGCCCUGUUUCACGGGUGCUGCGUACUAGUAGAUUUUGUUUCUUUUUCUUUUUCUUUU